AUGAAAAUGUGGUUGCUGGUCGGUCCUCUUGUUUUAUUAUCUUUUACAACUUGUCUAGCAGAGUUUACGUGGCACAGAAGGUACGGUCAUGGAGUUUCUGAGGAAGACAAGGGAUUUGGCCCGAUCUUUGAAGAGCAACCAAUCAAUACCAUUUAUCCAGAAGAAUCUCUGGAAGGAAAAGUCUCACUCAAUUGCAGGGCAAGGGCCAGCCCUUUUCCAGUUUACAAGUGGAGAAUGAAUAAUGGGGAUGUGGAUCUGACAAGUGACCGGUACAGCAUGGUGGGGGGGAACCUCGUUAUCAACAACCCUGAUAAGCAGAAAGACGCUGGCAUAUAUUAUUGCUUGGCCUCCAAUAACUACGGGAUGGUGCGGAGCACAGAGGCAACACUGAGCUUUGGGUAUCUUGAUCCUUUCCCGCCUGAAGAGCGUCCUGAGGUCAAAGUGAAAGAAGGGAAGGGAAUGGUUCUCCUCUGUGAUCCUCCCUACCAUUUUCCAGAUGAUCUUAGCUAUCGCUGGCUCUUAAAUGAAUUUCCUGUCUUUAUCACAAUGGACAAACGAAGAUUUGUGUCUCAGACAAAUGGCAACCUCUACAUUGCAAACGUUGAGGCUUCUGACAGAGGCAAUUAUUCCUGCUUUGUAUCCAGUCCUUCUAUUACCAAGAGUGUGUUCAGCAAAUUUAUCCCACUCAUUCCAAUCCCUGAACGAACAACAAAACCAUACCCAGCUGAUAUCGUAGUACAGUUCAAGGACAUAUAUGCACUAAUGGGUCAAAAUGUGACUCUAGAGUGUUUUGCACUUGGAAAUCCUGUUCCUGAUAUCCGAUGGAGGAAGGUGCUAGAACCAAUGCCUAGCACUGCUGAGAUUAGCACCUCGGGAGCUGUCCUGAAGAUCUUCAAUAUCCAGCUAGAAGAUGAAGGCAUUUAUGAAUGUGAGGCUGAGAAUAUUAGAGGGAAGGAUAAACACCAGGCAAGAAUUUAUGUUCAAGCGUUUCCAGAAUGGGUAGAACAUAUCAAUGACACAGAGGUUGACAUAGGCAGUGAUCUCUACUGGCCUUGCAUAGCUACCGGAAAACCCAUCCCUACCAUCCGCUGGCUGAAAAAUGGAUAUGCGUAUCAUAAAGGGGAGCUGCGACUCUACGAUGUGACUUUUGACAAUGCUGGCAUGUAUCAGUGCAUUGCAGAAAACACUUAUGGAGCCAUCUACGCCAAUGCUGAGCUGAAGAUUCUGGCUUUGGCUCCAACUUUUGAAUUCAAUCCAAUGAAGAAGAAGCUUCUGGCUGCUAAAGGAGGAAGGGUGAUCAUUGAGUGUAAGCCCAAAGCUGCACCAAAACCUAAGUUUUCCUGGAGCAAAGGAACAGAAUGGCUUGUCAACAGCAGUAGAGUACUGAUUUGGGAAGAUGGGAGCUUGGAAAUCAAUAACAUUACAAGGAAUGAUGGCGGUGUCUACACGUGCUUCGCAGAGAAUAACAGAGGGAAAGCUAACAGCACCGGCACCCUUGUAAUCACAGAUCCCACCCGGAUCAUCCUGGCUCCCAUUAACGCUGAUAUCACGGUUGGAGAGAAUGCCACCAUGCAGUGCGCAGCGUCCUUCGACCCCAGCCUCGACCUCACCUUCGUGUGGUCCUUCAACGGUUAUGUGAUUGAUUUCAACAAGGAGAAUGUGCACUACCAGAGGAACUUUAUGCUGGAUGCCAACGGGGAACUCCUCAUCCGAAAUGCCCAGCUCAAACAUGCAGGAAGAUACACAUGCACCGCCCAGACAAUUGUAGACAAUUCUUCAGCCUCAGCUGACCUUGUUGUGCGAGGUCCCCCAGGUCCCCCAGGUGGUCUGAGAAUAGAAGACAUCAGAGCCACUUCUGUGGCACUUACUUGGAGCCGUGGUUCAGACAAUCACAGUCCUAUCUCUAAGUACACUAUCCAGACAAAGACCAUUCUUUCAGAUGACUGGAAAGAUGCAAAAACAGAUCCCCCAAUUAUUGAAGGAAACAUGGAGGCCGCAAAAGCAGUGGAUUUAAUCCCAUGGAUGGAGUAUGAAUUUCGUGUGGUAGCAACCAAUACAUUGGGCAUGGGAGAGCCCAGUUUACCAUCAAACAGAAUUAAAACAGAUGGUGCUGCACCCAAUGUGGCUCCAUCUGAUGUAGGCGGUGGGGGUGGAAGCAACAGAGAACUGACCAUUACCUGGGCGCCCUUGUCAAGAGAAUACCAUUAUGGCAACAAUUUUGGUUACAUCGUGGCAUUUAAGCCAUUUGAUGGAGAAGAAUGGAAAAAAGUGACAGUUACUAAUCCAGACACUGGCAGAUACGUCCAUAAGGAUGAAUCCAUGAGCCCUUCUACUGCCUUUCAAGUAAAAGUUAAAGCCUUCAACAACAAAGGAGAUGGGCCGUACAGCCUCAUAGCUGUCAUUAACUCAGCACAGGAUGCUCCCAGUGAAGCCCCUACGGAAGUCGGUGUCAAAGUCUUAUCCUCUUCUGAGAUUUCAGUUCACUGGAAGCAUGUUUUAGAAAAAAUAGUAGAAAGCUACCAGAUUCGCUAUUGGGCAGCCCAUGACAAGGAAGCAGCAGCACACCGGGUUCAAGUCCCCAGCCAGGAGUAUUCAGCCAGGCUGGAGAACCUCCUGCCCGACACUCAGUACUUUGUGGAAGUCGGAGCCUGCAACAGUGCUGGGUGUGGACCUUCAAGUGAUGUGAUUGAGACCUUCACCAAGAAAGCACCUCCCAGCCAGCCACCAAGGAUCAUAAGUUCCAUAAGGUCUGGUUCACGUUACAUCAUCACCUGGGACCACGUGGUUGCACUGUCCAAUGAGUCUACUGUGACAGGAUACAAGGUCCUCUACAGGCCUGACGGGCAGCAUGACGGCAAGCUGUACUCCACGCACAAGCACUCCAUCGAGUUGCCCAUCCCCCGCGAUGGAGAGUACGUGGUGGAGGUUCGAGCACACAGUGACGGGGGAGAUGGAGUUGUGUCUCAAGUAAAAAUUUCAGGUGCACCCACCCUGUCUUCAGGCUUUCUUGGCUUACUGCUGCCUGCCCUGGGCAUCCUUGUGUACUUGGAAUUCUGAAUGUGGCGUGUGUGCCAUCUGCCAUGGUCAGCCCAGCUCCGAGGACGCUCUCCAUCCUGGGAUGACCACACUUCCUUCCAGUUCCCUGCGGUUCCAUCGCAAGUCCAACAAAUCAUACUUCAACUACCCAAACUGAUUGACGACAUGUGAUGACUGAGGCAUUCAGGAACCCCUUCAUCCAAAAGAAUCAACUUAAAAAUAUAUAUAUAUCAAAUGAUUUUUAACUCGUUCCGAUAUGCCUUAUAAACCAUUUAACCUGAUUCUGGGACGGUUGCAUGAUUUAACCCAAUGGGACAAGUUACAGUGUUCAAUUCAAUACCAUAGGCUGUGGGGGUGGGAGGGGGAAGAGGCAAAUCACCAUACACAGGUGCUUUCAAUUUAACCACAAGUUGUGACAUAGCCUAGAGGUUGAAAUGUUGAUCGUACGUGGUAAAUGUAAGAGUAAUACAGUCUGUUAUAUUAUCCUCUCUGUCUGGGGUCCUGCAUAAUUCUUAACUGCCCCAAUCAUUCAUGGCAUUUUGAGUUCUCUUGAACAAAACCAACAAAAAACAAAAAGAAUGUAACAGAAAC
Molecule: messenger RNA, 3627 nt
Organism: Dipodomys ordii (Ord's kangaroo rat)
Lineage: Eukaryota; Metazoa; Chordata; Mammalia; Rodentia; Heteromyidae
Gene: Cntn1
Product: contactin 1
Exons: 23
Coding region: 1-3057 (1018 amino acids)
Biological process (GO): cell-cell adhesion; brain development
Molecular function (GO): cell-cell adhesion mediator activity
Source: RefSeq, a predicted model, not a curated record